Cyclocybe aegerita is the source of this 1521-nucleotide messenger RNA. Lineage: Eukaryota; Fungi; Basidiomycota; Agaricomycetes; Agaricales; Hemipholiotaceae. The record is from the annotation of a GenBank genome assembly.
AUGCGCCGCGUUCCCCAUGAUCUCCUGCAGGAGAUUUUCCUGGCCUGUCUACCGACAGACCGUAAUCCUUCUCUGAGUGCAGACGAGGCGCCCAUUCUCAUCACCCAGGUUUGCAGCCAUUGGCGUCACGUCGCUCACAGCACCCCCCAACUUUGGGCGUCAGUUCACGUCGCUAUCCCGGGGUAUCAGGGAGACGUCGAGUAUGGGGAGUUGGAAAACAUCAUACAUCAGCGUUCCGCUGCGGUCAAGGACUGGAUUCGUCUGGCUGGUGCAUUACCACUUACCAUUUCCGCCUAUGAAGGGCAUUCCCUCUAUGCGACGUCGUACUUCUCCGAAUUCUUGCAAGAAUGUCUGGUUCCCAUUUGCGAUCGCUGGAAGGACUUGAGCCUCUCUGCAUACGCCGACUCGAUUUCGAACAUCCAGAGGCUCAGCACUGACCAGACACCCCAACUCAAAUCGCUUCACCUGGCCAUCAAGAGAAGAAAUGGCCCGGAGUGGGACAGUCCUUCGGGGACCUGGGAACAAGAUGUUCCAGUAGCAGAGACUUGGAAUGACGGCGGCGGAAUUCUAGGCGGUCAGAGUCUGAGGGAAUUGCGGUUAUCCGUGUUCGACAUACCCUGGGAAGUGACUUCGAAAUGGAACCUGUUGACGACCCUCGUGCUGAACGAAGAUGGUCGUUCGAACAAUAUACCAUUGUAUUCGGUGACAUCUCGCGUGAAGGCUGUCCUCAGAGAAACGAAGGCACUCAUUGACUGCACGCUUCGUAUUGGACAUUUUGACGAAACCUGGCCUCACAACGAAACGAACGACGCUAAUGACGCCUUCAAAGACCUCCCAAUCGAACUCCUAUUGCUGAAAACCCUCUCCAUCGCGGAAUAUCCCAGAGUCACUCUACUACCACUCCUGCGCACACCUUCCAUCCGUUGUAUGGCAUACAGCCGGCUGGUGGCAUCCUUCCCGCCACAUAACCACCCAUUCCUCGACUUCUUGGUACUAAACCCUGGAAUACAUAUCGAAGAACUUUCUGUGGAUCCCAAUAACAUCACCCCGUUCGAGAUGUUGGAGUCUCUACGCCUUUGCUCGUCUCUACGACUCCUACAUCUAGAGCUCCAAGCUCCGUUAGAACCCUGGAUUCAAAGGUUCGGACCAGCUGCUGCAGGGCAUCCAUUCACUGAUGAGCUUCUUACCGAGCUCGCGCCGCCACUCAAUCGAGAUCUCGCCCCCGCUUUGUGUCCAAAUCUCGAAGAUAUCACGUUCAUGCGAGAGACACAAUUCUCAGAAACAGCCGUUGUCGAAUUUGUCAAGAGGAAGCAGGAUGGGGAUCGUCAUGGUAUGGGCAAGCUUCGAAAUAUCAAAGUAAAUUUUGUCAGGAAGAAGGGAGAAAGGGACCUCGUGGCCGAGCUUGCGUUGUACCAAGACUCGGGGCUGGCGAUGGAGUUUUACUACCAUCCAUCGAAUCUCCGUUCUCCGCUUUCUCAUUACAACGGUCUGGCGUCUUCGUCAGGGAUCACUUGUUGGUGA